Molecule: messenger RNA, 1891 nt
Organism: Seminavis robusta
Lineage: Eukaryota; Bacillariophyta; Bacillariophyceae; Naviculales; Naviculaceae
Source: the annotation of a GenBank genome assembly
ACAAGAUCGGCUGGUCCCCCCAAAGGAACAACAACAACAUCCAAGGUACCCACGCACCACGCAACAAACCACCACCAUUGCUCUGCCCAGCUUAGCCCCCCUCGCUCCUUAAACCUAUCUAUUUUUUAGUAUUUAUUUGUCACAACAUCCAAGGUGGAGCAUGCAUUGAAGCAAACGCCACCUCAAGGAGCAUCCCUACUAGGUACUACCGUACUACAUUGCAACGAUGAGCAGCGUCUAUGCUACCGAACCUGCCACUGCAGGCCGUGUGAUAUUUGAAACGACCGACGGUCCUUUGGAAAUCUUUCUGUGGUGUCGAGAAUGCCCCCAAACGACUCGGUUCUUUUUGCAGCUGUGUCUGGACGGCUUUUACCAGGACAUGAUGUUUCAUCGGAUCGUAGGAAACUUUUUGAUUCAAACUGGAGCACUGCGGCAUGAAUCCUCUCCUGUUGAAAAGUCCUUUUCCAUGAGCAAUCCAGAAGCUGCUGGAUAUCGACAAGCCGUUGGAGCUUCCGAAGCAAUGGAGCGACGAUCCUACGAAGUCAAUUCUCGUAUCAAAUUCAAUCAUCGUGGACAAGUGGCCAUGGCGCUGGGGGUCGAUGACUCGUCCAAGGGCGCCGAAGACUUGCAACCCCAGUUUUUUAUCAUUUUGGAAGAUGCGCCCUACUUGGACAGUAAACAUGUUGUCUUUGGCACCAUUAGUGGCCCCACCAUUUUCAAUGCAAUGAGAAUAGGGAGACAAGAGACGGACGAAACCACUAAUCAACCAGUGGAUCUCCAAAAUGCCACUCGUAUUCAAGCCGUCAAGAUUUUGGAAAAUCCAAUUCACCAGGAUUUGGUACCACAACCAUCCGUUCCCUGGAGAAUCCGAAAAACAGCUGAUGAAGCAACCAAACCUAAAAAGAAGAAGAAAAAGCGCAAGGGAAAGUUUGACACUAAUGUGCUCUCCUUUGGGGCGGAACUGGACGAAGAAGGGGGUGGAGGAAUGCCAGCCAGCAAAGCAACAAAAGGGAUGCAGAGCAGUCAUGAUGUUGUGGAGAGCAAGGUGCUGGGGAAACACGUAGACGACAAAGUCAAGAAUAGGGUACUCAAGGAUGAGGAGGAGUCCAUAGAAGCAGUAGCAGACACUGACAACAAAACUCCCAAAAAGAAGCAAACGGUCGAAGCUGGUGAUGGUGAUGAUGUGCCAACAGUUCCCGCUGCGCACAAUGACACAGUGGAAGAACCAUCCAUGAAAUUCUCGCCGCGAAAAAACCGGCAAAAGGAUACGUCAGAUGACACUGGGGAGCUAAAAGGGGAGGAUACGGAAAAAGAUGGCACUAAACACAAAAAGCACAAGGAGGUGUCGUCAAAGCCCAAGGUGAGCUUGGUAGAAGCACGCCGUCUCAAAUAUUCCAAGGGCAAGAAAAGUAAAAAGGACAGAGAAGAAGAAACCCUCUCCAAGCUCACGUCCUUUCGGUCGACGGUGCAGCAAAAAGUUGAAGAACGCAAGUCAUCGCACAGCAACGGUGGUGGAGGAGAGCAGCAGCAGCAGCAAGACAAUUCGUUGGCAGCCCGCAUGGCUCGUCGGGCCCAAAAGGCCAAUGACAAACAGGAUAAUCGUCGUGCGAAUGACACUGCUGCAGAAGCCCCAACUUACCACGGUCAGGUUCUCGAUGAUAGUGAUGAUGAAGAAAAAGGUGGCAACAGUCAACGUGCGUGGCUUGGUACAGCCUUUAAAUGUCGAAGGCAGAAUCAUGAUUCUCUGGGCGGUGAUGGACGAGAUGCCGAUGACUAUGAAGUCGUAGAUGCGAAACGCGGUAAGCACAAGAGCCGCUCUCACCACCGAGAUGAUAAGAAGCACAAACGCAAGCAUAAGCACUAAUCGACAAACCACUGAAACCAUGUCUUU